This is a messenger RNA of Penicillium canescens, 324 nucleotides long. The record is from RefSeq and is a predicted model, not a curated record. Lineage: Eukaryota; Fungi; Ascomycota; Eurotiomycetes; Eurotiales; Aspergillaceae.
AUGUAUCUAUUUAAGCAAAAGAAUAAAAAAACAUACAACAGUAAGGAUUCGCUAGUGGUCACCCACCUAACUACUAACUUACCGGCGUGUGGCUUAAGUACGGCUGAGCGGACGGGAAGCCCUGUUCUCCACACCCUAUGGUCGUAUGUACUUGUAAUUGCAUUGAAGGGGACUAUAACUACGAAGGCCUUAUUGAUCAGACCUCGCUACUUUGUACAGUGUGGGGCUUAUGUGCGGUGGAAAGCCGAGGCAGGUGCCAGAUAUGCAUUUCAGCGCAUUUCAUGCCCCGAAGUUCAACAAUAUGCACAAAAACAUACCCGUUAG